ACAGAAUGGAUGGAAACAUUCUAGAAGCUGUUGUUGUGCAGAGGUUCGAUUGAACUUGAGACUGGUGUUGCCUGUUAAUCGAUUAUCAUUAACUAAUUAUUGCUCUUCAAGCUGUGAAACCCAGCGGAGUGACUAAAUCCUUGAUUUUUUUUUUGUUCAUUUACCUUCCCACAAUUUAUUACAUUCCCUCGAUAUUUAUUUGUCCUCUGGCUGCACUGCGCGCUGCAUCACACACACACACACACACACACACACACACACACACACACACAAACACACACACACACACACACACACACACACACACACCGGAAAACAUGGUUGCCUUAAAAAAUAAAAGCAUGUUUUUCAAGGUUUUUUUCCCCAUCCUAUUUCAUGUUAACCCAGUAACUAUCAUGAGUUCUGUUUUAGUAAAUGGAUUAGACCAAGGGUGUCGAAAAUAUGGUCAGAGGGUCCAAUCCAGCCCGCAGAAUGAAUCUGUGAAAUCAUCAACACAAUCUAAUUAUAAUGUGACAAACUAUAUUUUCCUGUGACUAAAUGCUGUUGUGCAUUUGUAGAUCCACUGUGAUCUGUAAAUUGUUAUGCACAUGUGAAAAUGGGAAACUUGGGCAUAAGAUUGCUUGACUUUGCACUUAUUUUUCCUCAAUAAACUGCAGGUUGUUCAUAAUAUGCUUUUGUAAAAGAAAAAGAAAAAGAAGAUACUUCAUUAAAUAUUAAACAAAGAGAAGUUAUUAUCAAGCUAUUAUGCUAUAAUUUUACUGGUCCGGCCCACUUGAGAUCAAAUGGCUUGACAUUCCUGGAUUAUACUGUUAAAUCAACAACAGGAAUACAAAUCACAGAAAGAAAAUUUGCUGUGGGAAGUCAGGGAGAUUAGAUAAGAUAAGAUGAGAUAAGAUAAGAUGUGAUAAGAUAAGAUAAGAUGAGAUAAGAUGAGAUAAAAUGAGAUAAGAUAAGGGGACAUUUACAGCAGCACAGACAGUAAAGAAGAAAGGCGAGUAGAGUUAAGUGGAUUAAAAGAGACUGUAGUUUUUGUUAGAUAAUGCACUUUUGUACCUCAUUUGGGAAUGUCAUAUAAUGUUACUUUUGCCCUCUUAACUUCAAUGUUCCAAAAUGUUAUGAGUUGAAUAAAAUGCACAUUUAAAUUGUAUAUGGAUUUCCUUUUGUUGUUGUAAACUAAGUAAGUUGUGUGUUUUCUUAGGGCUCACACAUUUGACUGCUUGUAAUAACUGCUCUCUGAAGAAAGACUUGGAAAGCAAGUGUCCGUUUUAUUUUUGGAAGAAAGACUACUGCCGGAAGUGUGUGAUUUGAUGUCGGCUCACUUGCCAUUACGCGACUUCCAUGCAAACUUUGUGGGAGCGCACAGGCGCACUGUUCACUGUCAAACACGGCUGUGUUCAAGUGAAGAGACUCCACGCUGCAGUGACCACGGCGCAAACACAGACGCGGAGAUUCAAACACAGAAAUCAGGAGAUUACGCAGGUUUUACGCACAACAGCAGCAGCAGCAGCAGCAGCGGCGGUGCCGCCGGUGGUUUUAUUGCGUUUACUUUGUCUGGGGGAACUUUGUUUUUUUUUUUUUUUAUCCGUGGACCUGUUGUCUACAUGAUGUGGGGGAUCCCGAGAACGCGGUACGCGGACUGCAACAGCUCUGAAGCCAGUGGGGAGGCAGAGAUUGUUGUGAACAUCGGCGGAGUCAAACAGGUGCUGCAUGGAGACGUGUUGACUCGUUACCCGGACACGUUGCUGGCUGAACUGGUGGACUGUUCACCAAAGUCCUCGGAAGAAAUCCUGUCACUGUGUGACGACUACGACCCUGACACUGGGGAGUUUUAUUUUGACAGAGACCCUGAAGCAUUUAAGUGCGUUAUUGAGCUGUAUUAUUAUGGAGAGAUACACAUGAAAAGAGGCAUCUGCCCUAUUUGUUUCCUGAAGGAGAUGGAGUUCUGGAAAAUCGGCGCAGAUUAUCUGGACGAGUGUUGUAAAUGCCACCUGAGUGAGGUGCAGGAUGAACUUGCAGAGAUUGCAGAGAAAGUGAAAACUAUCCUGGUGGAUAGAGAAGGAGAUCCGGCUGCACGAGGCUGGCAGCGCUUCCAGAACUGCCUGUGGAGGCUGAUGGAGAAACCAGAGUCCUCGCUCCCUGCGCACAUAAUCGCGAUCAUUUCUUUCAUUUUCAUCCUAGUGUCCUCCGUGGUCAUGUGCGUCGGGACCAUCCCCGAGCUGCAGGUGGAGGAUUCAGAGGGGAACCUGACGGAGCACCCGACUCUGGAGGUCAUCGAGACCGUGUGCAUCUGCUGGUUCACCGUUGAAUACAUCCUGCGUCUGAUCUCCUCCCCCAACAAAGUCAAAUUCGUCCUGUCUUUCAUGAACAUCAUCGACUUCAUGGCGAUCAUGCCCUUCUUCGUGGUGCUCACUCUCACAUCCUUUGGCGCUGGGAUGAUGGAGCUGGCUAACGUGCAGCAGGCGGUGCAGGCUUUACGCAUAAUGCGCAUAGCGCGCAUUUUCAAGCUGGCGCGCCAUUCCGCCGGACUCCAGACUCUCACAUCUGCCCUGAAGAGCAGCUUCAAAGAGCUCGGGCUGCUGCUCAUGUACAUGGGCGUGGGGGUUUUCCUGUUCUCCGCGCUGGGCUACACUAUGGAGCAGAACCACCCGGACACGUUGUUCACCAGCAUUCCACAGUCGUUCUGGUGGGCUGUCAUCACCAUGACCACAGUGGGCUAUGGAGACGUUUACCCAAAGACCACUUUGGGUCGGUGUAACGCAGCCAUCAGCUUUCUGUGCGGCGUGAUCGCCAUCGCGCUGCCCAUCCACCCCAUCAUCAACAAUUUUGUCAUGUUCUACAACAAGCAACAGGUGCUGGAGACUGCGGCCAAGCACGAGAUCGAACUGAUGGCGCUGCGCUCCAGCGCCGGCGAGCUGACUGCUGCGCCCAGCGCCCACGGACACGUUUGUGGCGCAGGGGUGUGGGGGGACCACGCCGUGCACUCCUGUCAUAGCGACACAUACAUCCCUUUACUGAAGGAUCCCAGAGGAGGAGGAGGAGGAGGAGGAGGGGCUGGAAUGCCGACCCCCAGCAAGGACACGAGCUUCGAAAGCACAGCAGAGGCCAACGAAUAUUUUGUCUCAUGAAUAGAAAUAGAACAACAAAACCACCACAAAAACUCGAUGUAUUCUAACUUAAUCCACCAACUCUGGGUUAACUGUGACUCGACAUUGUAAUAUAGCAUCGAGGAAGCUGCAGGAAUGGUCUCAAAGGACCUUUUUUUGAAAAGGAACACACACACACACACAGAUGUGAGGUAUUGACUCGAUGAGCUGAGUUCCCUGUAGGUGAAGGAGUUCUGUUUGAACAGCCACAUACACAGUUUCCUUAUAAGUCGACUCCUUAUGUAACAACUCCACGUUCCCCAGUCCUCACACACUCACACUGUAGACAGCACAGUAGCUUAUUCUUAUGUACAUAAAUACAUCACAUCAAAUGUUUUAUAUAGAUAUAUAUAAGAAAAUAUAAGCCCCUGCCUCUUGGGGGGAAGUGUACAUGAAUAAUGUGCAGGAACAAAAGUGAGUGAUAGUGUUUAAAAUUGAUGCCAUACAUUUCUCCAAAUCCAGAAUAUAAAAGCAACAUAUGAUC
Solea solea (common sole) is the source of this 3627-nucleotide messenger RNA. Its product is annotated as potassium voltage-gated channel subfamily F member 1-like. Gene Ontology annotation, molecular function: voltage-gated potassium channel activity; protein binding. Bases 1308 to 3125 code for a protein of 605 amino acids. Gene Ontology annotation, biological process: potassium ion transmembrane transport; protein homooligomerization. The record is from RefSeq and is a predicted model, not a curated record. The transcript has a single exon. Gene Ontology annotation, cellular component: voltage-gated potassium channel complex; membrane. NCBI's taxonomy places the organism in Eukaryota, Metazoa, Chordata, Actinopteri, Pleuronectiformes, Soleidae.